AUGAACGAUGCUAUUGCCUUCUCCAAGCCGCUCCGCGACUUUAAGCUCCGGUUUUCAUCAAUACAAAGAAUCCACAACAUCCGUCAAAAGAUAGAACAUGCGUCUUUGAUCCUCACUAACACUCUUCAGACAGUAACAACCAUUCAAGCUCACGAAGAGCUGAUGGGCGCUGACCUUCAAAUUGCAAAAUAUGCCCGGAAUGAAUUUAUCACCGAACUUAGUAAUAUAGAAAAUGACCUACGGAAUUUCCAGACCACCGUACAAAAGCUUCUCGCUCUCUCUAUGGAUGUUCGACUAAUUUAUGACAACAUUCUCAAAUUUAACCAGCAAGAGCAAGCACAAGAAACGAGUGUGAAGCUUGCUCAACUAGCUGAGGUGACUGUGAUCGAGGCCAGAAACAAUUCAUAUCUUGCAGACAGGGUGUACCAGGAUUCUCGAACCAUGCGAAUAGGGACCGUGAUCGCGAUUUUCUAUCUGCCCAUGAGUGUGGUUUUGCACUACAUUGGUCCAGUUCAGUUCCGAGGAUAG
Clonostachys byssicola is the source of this 528-nucleotide messenger RNA. The record is from the annotation of a GenBank genome assembly. NCBI's taxonomy places the organism in Eukaryota, Fungi, Ascomycota, Sordariomycetes, Hypocreales, Bionectriaceae.